AUGUCUUCAAUCAGACCAUUCUUCUACGUGCCAUACUCGAUAUUCGUUUAUAACAUUAGCGUUCUAUAUCUCACUUUGUCUUGCACCAGUGACGCCAACCGCUCUUUCGUGUCCCGUCACGACGCAAUCCGUAAAGGAGUAGGCACAGCGAUCACCGACAAUCCAAGCUUGAAUUGCAGACUUCACGGUGUCGGCGGCUACGAAGGGGAGGGACUGACCGGACAGCCGCAACCGAUCAUUCUUGAUGCGCACUGCAAGUGGAAGCUCGGGAACGGGAAUGCAAAUGCACUAAAGCUGGCGAGCACGGGACAAGGUAAGUCACGAUGGAUUUUAUAUGUACAGGAACCAAUUGAGGACGACCAAAAUGCCUUGGAGAAGGUUGGCGGGUAA
Molecule: messenger RNA, 390 nt
Organism: Pseudovirgaria hyperparasitica
Lineage: Eukaryota; Fungi; Ascomycota; Dothideomycetes; Acrospermales; Acrospermaceae
Exons: 1
Coding region: 1-390 (129 amino acids)
Source: RefSeq, a predicted model, not a curated record